Molecule: messenger RNA, 327 nt
Organism: Cucumis melo (muskmelon)
Lineage: Eukaryota; Viridiplantae; Streptophyta; Magnoliopsida; Cucurbitales; Cucurbitaceae
Exons: 1
Coding region: 1-327 (108 amino acids)
Source: RefSeq, a predicted model, not a curated record
AUGAAAGGUGUCUUACGAUUUGAAAAGAAGGGAAAGUUGAGUACUUGUUUUGUUAAACCGUUUGAGAUUUUGGAGCGAAUUGGUCCUGUGGCGUAUCGUUUGGCGUUGCAGCCAUCACUCUGUGUAGUUCAUGACAUGUUCCAUGUUUCGAUGUUGAGAAAGUACGUAACAGAUCCAUCUCAUGUAGUGGAUUACGAGCCAUUAGUGAUUGAUGAAAAUUUGAGCUAUGCAGAACAAUCAGUCGAGAUUAUGGCUAAAGAAGUAAAGAUGCUGAGAAAUAGAGGGAUUCCAUUAGUCAAAGUUUUGAUGGCGGAAUCACAACGUUGA